Molecule: messenger RNA, 726 nt
Organism: Lichtheimia ornata
Lineage: Eukaryota; Fungi; Mucoromycota; Mucoromycetes; Mucorales; Lichtheimiaceae
Exons: 2
Coding region: 1-726 (241 amino acids)
Source: RefSeq, a predicted model, not a curated record
AUGGCAUCCGAACUUCAAAGAGCAUUGGCUGAUUCAGCUGUGGAGCGUGAUGUGGAUCGCAUGCUUCGAUCACACGGCUUCCAUCCACCUAAUCCUAUUGAUAUUGCAUCGAUUCCUGUUCCCAACACCGAGGUUGCUAUCAAGACAGCCGAGUACACGCAUAAGGAGCUUGAUGCCACAAUGUGGAAUCAUUCGAACCGAGCCUAUUACUUGGGAGCUGUUGUUGCCACGGAUCAGUUUCCCGACUGGAAGGUAGAUUUGGAUACGUACUACUUGACGGCAUUGUUUCAUGACAUUGGUGUUGCUCCUCGCUAUCAUCUCAGUACCUCCUUAUCCUUUGAAUUCUGGGGCGGCAUUCAUGCAAGAGAAAAAUUGGUUGAAUUUGGUGCGUCACAAUUACAAGCGGAUGAAGUGGCCGAAGCCAUUAUCCGGCACACGGAUUUCGUGCCAGGCCAGAUUCGUAAAGUGGGUCAACUCAUUCAAAUGGGCACCACCAUUGAUGUGAUUGGUCGCAAUCCUGAAUUGUAUCAUGCUGAUACCAUCGAUGCCAUUGUCAAGAAAUACCCCAGACUUGGCUUCAAUUGCCACUUUGCUGAUUUGAUGGAUAAGGAAUGCCUUCAUAAACCAGGCAGUCAUACAAGCGCCGGUGAUGAGAUCAACUUUAUUGAUCGUAUCAGAAACAAUAAGGUGAUGGAAAAGUAUGAUAAUAACAAGUCUACCUUGUAA